GAACUGUAGUGUUUGAGGAGGAAGAGAGGGGAAGAGCUGUUUCUACAGGCCUUUCUCCACUUUCAUUAUUUAUUUCCUUAUUAACUGCCAUCAAAAUAUUGUUGCUCGAUCGUUCGCGGCUGAGCUCGAGACUCGCGGAACAUCGUGUAGGAUUUCACAUUCAGUGAGUGUGUGUCGCGAUGGUUCGCCCACGACCCGGGGAAUAUAAAGCUGGAGAUUUGGUUUUCGCCAAGAUGAAGGGAUACCCGCUCUGGCCAGCGAGGAUUGAUGAGCUGCCAGAGGGUGCUGUGAAGCCACCAGCUAAUAAAUACCCCAUCUUCUUUUUUGGCACCCAUGAGACUGCUUUCCUGGGCCCUAAAGACCUGGUGCCCUACAAGGAAUAUAAAGACAAGUUUGGAAAGUCAAACAAGAGAAAAGGAUUUAAUGAAGGGCUGUGGGAAAUUGAAAACAAUCCUGGAGUCAAAUUCACUGGUUACCAGGUCAUGCAACCUCAGAGUUCAUUGGAGAUGGAAGGAGAGGGCGGGAAUGCAGCUGAUGCAAGCAGUGAGGAAGAGGAAGGAAAAAUGAAGAGUGACAAGGUCGGGUCCAAGCGGAAAAAGAGUUCAUCCUCAAAGAUGUCAUCCAAGCUGUCCAGGAAGUGUUCGGGAGAUGAAGAUCUGCAGAAGGAUGGAAACGAUGAAGAGGAGAAGAGUGGCUCAGAGGCUGGUGACCAUGACAACAACAUCCAAAACUCAGACAAGACAUGCAGUCAAGGGCAGAAUCAGUCACUCCGGGAGGAUCACUAGAUGAUCAGAAAAUGGCUCACGAUGGCUCAUAUGUGAUAUUGUAAAUGUACAUUUUGGCAACUUAUACUGAUCGCUUGCAAACUCCCAGACAUUAUUAUACAUUUACAAAUGAUCAUCUGUUUAUUCUGGGUCAGAUCAAACGCAUACAUAGAAGGCAACUGCCAAAUAAAUGAUUCCACGUAACACACAGCAUAUGUAUGCCUGGGAUUACAUACAAACUACAGUCAUUCCUUCAUGCUGUUUUGAGUUUAGACAUUUAGAUCUAGCUUCAACCCAUCUCAGAUGUCUCAUCUUUAGCAUAAUUUCUGCUGCUCAUUAAUGUGUGUUGUGUUUGACAUUUUGAUCAUUUUUCAUGCUUUUAUGUAAUCAGACAAAAAAGAAUGGAAAAAGAAGAAUAUGUAUGAAGUAUCGCGCACAAACAGAGUUACGUACUGUAACUCAAUAUUAUCUCCAUACAUUUGAUUUGGUUGUAGAAUGUAGGACCUCUGUACUAUUAGCCCAAUGCUAGAGGUACUGCUCAUCUUUAUAAGACAUAAAAUAUCUGUUUCUGUGUCAGUGAGUUGGUUAUUUUCUAGUGGCGUGCUGGCUUCUAUCUUCAUUCCGUAGUUCACAUUUCAUACUUGCGUUUCUGAUGUUGAUAAUGUCAGUCCAUUAAUUCAGACCGUGUUCCCUGCAGAAAACAUGCCCUUGAUUUGUUCAAAUUUAAUUUCCUAUCUUUGUUUUAUAUAAAGAAUAUAUUCUAUUUAUUUUUGAUGAUAGUAGAUGACACAUCUGUGGUAAAUUAUCACUCAUCAAUGUAGUUGUCACUUUAUUUAAAUUUGUAUUACCCUCAUAUUGGGACAUGAUGCAUUUUCAAGGUUUGUAGCUACAUGUAAACUGUUUUUCCUGUUUAUUGACAAGAAUUUUACAGAAUAAACUCAUUGGAAUGCAAA
Molecule: messenger RNA, 1717 nt
Organism: Myxocyprinus asiaticus (Chinese sucker)
Lineage: Eukaryota; Metazoa; Chordata; Actinopteri; Cypriniformes; Catostomidae
Product: hepatoma-derived growth factor-related protein 3-like
Exons: 6
Coding region: 180-785 (201 amino acids)
Biological process (GO): regulation of transcription by RNA polymerase II
Cellular component (GO): nucleus
Molecular function (GO): double-stranded DNA binding; transcription coregulator activity
Source: RefSeq, a predicted model, not a curated record